AUUAUUGCAAAAUCACAUUGCAAUAUAAAUAAUAAUCUUUUAUGGCGCGUGUUACGAGGAUGGCUUUGGAUGUAGCGCUUUCAACAAGUAAAGCUUUAAAGCCGGCUAUUGGAACUGCUUGGCAAUAUGCAAAAGUUGAGAUGAUUCCUCCUAUGACGUCACAAAUUUUUCAAGGGCCCUUCGGAAAACGUCUUGAAAACGCUGCUUCUAGUGUGGCUGAUAAUUUCAUUGCAAAUGUCAGUCAAAAAAUAAAAGAUAUUGAAGAAGAAAAGGCCCGCAUUAUUAGAGAAAAAGAAGCUGCCAUUAAAGCUGCUGCCGAAAAAGCUAAGGCAGCGGCUAUCCAGAAAGCUGAGGAAAAUAAGCGACUUGAGGCAGACAAAGCAGCAGCAGCAGCAAAGAAGGCUAAAAAAGAAGUGGAACAGAAAAAUUUUAAAACUGAGGCACCUAAAGAAAAAGCUGAAGUAAAGGCAACUCAGACCAAAACAGAAUCCAAAAAGAAAACAAACAGAGUGGAUGCAAAGACAAAAAAGGUUAAAAAGAAGACAAGACGCGAGGUUAAAAAGGGUUCUGCACCUAAACCUAAAAAGUAAUACCCGUGAAUGCUGUUCAAAUGUUUUAGCGAGUAAAACAUUGAAAAUUUAUGAACAGUUACAAGAUGAAUGUAUUUAUUCAUUUUUUGUACAGUAUGAGUGAAUAAAAUGAUUGUAAUUAUGAGUUCA
Colias croceus (clouded yellow) is the source of this 719-nucleotide messenger RNA. Its product is annotated as stress response protein nst1-like. The transcript has 2 exons. The coding region runs from base 42 to 590 and encodes 182 amino acids. The record is from RefSeq and is a predicted model, not a curated record. Lineage: Eukaryota; Metazoa; Arthropoda; Insecta; Lepidoptera; Pieridae.